Molecule: messenger RNA, 3209 nt
Organism: Canis lupus familiaris (dog)
Lineage: Eukaryota; Metazoa; Chordata; Mammalia; Carnivora; Canidae
Gene: CYP7A1
Product: cytochrome P450 family 7 subfamily A member 1
Exons: 6
Coding region: 78-1583 (501 amino acids)
Biological process (GO): cellular response to glucose stimulus; cholesterol homeostasis; cholesterol catabolic process
Molecular function (GO): heme binding; cholesterol 7-alpha-monooxygenase activity; iron ion binding
Source: RefSeq, a predicted model, not a curated record
GAGUCUCUCUUCAGUGAUAUCUUUACCUCUCUAUUCAGAGAUUCUCUUCUUUAAAAGUUUUGCAUUAGAUUUGCAAAAUGAUGACCAUAUCUUUGAUCUGGGGGAUUGUUGUAGCAGUAUGCUGUUGUUUAUGGCUUAUUUUUGGAAUGAGGAGAAGACAAAUGGGUGAACCACCGCUGGAGAAUGGGUUGAUUCCAUACCUGGGAUGUGCUUUGAAAUUUGGUGCCAAUCCUCUCGAGUUCCUGAGAGCAAAUCAAAGGAAAUAUGGUCAUGUUUUUACCUGCAGAUUGAUGGGAAACUAUGUCCACUUCAUCACAAAUCCCUUGUCAUACCAGAAAGUGUUGUGCCAUGGAAAAUACUUGGAUUGGAAAAAGUUUCACUUUACUACUUCUGCAAAGGCAUUUGGGCACAGAAGCAUUGACCCAAGUGAUGGAAAUACCACUGAAAAUAUAAAUAAAACUUUCAUCAAAACCCUGCAGGGCGAUGCCUUGAAUUCCCUCACAGAAGCCAUGAUGGAAAACCUCCAACUUGUCAUGAGAUGUCCCCUGGUAUCUAAAUCAAAGACUCCUGCCUGGGUGACGGAAGGGAUGUAUUCCUUCUGUUACCGAGUGAUGUUUGAAGCUGGGUAUUUAACUCUCUUUGGCAAAGAUCUUACAGGGCAAGAUGCACAAAAAGGACUUAUUCUGAAUAACCUUGACCACUUCAAGGAAUUUGACAAAAUCUUUCCUGCUCUGGUAGCAGGCCUCCCCAUUCAUGUGUUCAAGACGGCACACCACGCUAGGGAAAAGCUGGCAGAGGGCUUGAGGCAUGAGAACCUUGGAAAGAGAGACCACAUCUCGGAACUGGUCAGGUUUCUGAAUGACAUGCUUUCCACCUUAGAUGACAUGGAUAAGGCUAAGACGCACCUCGCUAUCCUCUGGGCAUCACAAGCAAACACUAUUCCAGCGACCUUCUGGAGCUUAUUUCAAAUGAUUAGGAGCCCUGAAGCAAUGAAAGCAGCUACUGAAGAAGUGAAUAAAACACUAGAGAAUGCUGGCCAAAAAAUCAGCCUUGAUGGCAGUCCUAUUUGUCUGAAUCAAAUGCAACUGAAUGACAUGCCAGUGCUAGAUAGCCUCAUCAAGGAGUCUCUGAGGCUUUCCAGUGCCUCCCUGAACAUCCGGACUGCUACAGAGGAUUUUACUUUGCACCUCCAGGACAGUUCCUAUAACAUCCGCAAAGAUGACAUCAUAGCUUUUUAUCCGCAGUUAGUGCAUUUAGAUCCAGAAAUCUACCCAGACCCUUUGACUUUUAAAUAUGAUCGGUAUCUUGAUGAAAAUGGGAAGACAAAGACCACCUUCUAUAGUAACGGAAUCAAGUUAAAGUAUUACUACAUGCCUUUUGGGUCAGGAGCGACAAUGUGUCCUGGAAGAUUAUUUGCUGUCCAGGAAAUCAAGCAGUUUUUGAUUCUGAUGCUUUCCUAUUUUGAACUAGAGCUUGUAGAGAGCCAAGUCAAAUGUCCCCCUUUGGACCAGUCCCGUGCAGGCUUAGGCAUUUUACCACCAUUAAAUGAUAUCGAGUUUAAAUAUAAAUUCAAACAUUUGUGAACAUAUAAUUGGAAGCAGAGGACAUGAGAUGAUGUUACCAGUCUGCAGAACACCAUCAUGUAUCUGUCCCUUUGGACAGUGGCCUUUGGUGGUGGUGGCACUGAGUUACCAGGGGUCCAGCUCUACACAUGGAUGCUUGCUUCUGAAUCUUAACAUUUUGGUGACUGUUUCCAGAUGCUAUCUCAGACUGUGCUAGUGAAAAAAACCUAGAUUCUAGAAGCACAAUAAUUUCUUUUCAUUUGAAUAAGUCCAUGAAUGUUCAUCUAACCAGGCAGCGAAGUUCAUUAUUUUCAGAGGAAAAAUUCUUUGUUUUUUUUUUCCCCACAGUGAAGAUAUUCUGAUUGGCAAAAGUUUUUAUUUUUUUUCCUAAGGAAACAGCUUUAUUUUUAUAAAAACCACCCAUUAAUUAUGAAAAAGGUAAAAAUUCACGUUUUAGUGAAACCAUAUGAGUUUUUUUUGAAUAGAUAUAUCUUUUUUUUUCUUUUUUAGAACAUAGCCCUCUUAUUGUCCAGCACCUGUGACAGUUUCAUGUCUCUCUAAAGAAGGCAGGAAGCUUAGAGCACUAUUAGCCCUUUCAAAGGAAAAGGAGUGGGUAGGCACACCCAGAAGUCAGUGACUCUCUUAACACUUGGGAAUGUGCUACUAGUACAACCAAGCCCACGCCCAACAUACUCCCUACCAGUCAAAUGUAGAUAUAUAUUAUAAAGGAUGUUUUAAAUGAUUUUUAUCAUGCUUUUUAAUAAAAAGAAAAUGUUUUUCAGCUUUCCCUAUAUGUGGUAUUUAGGGCUUUUCAAAUGGUGACAUUUAUGUUCUGAAAAUAUUAAAGAUGGUUUUAAUAUAUUCUCUUUAUCCUUUAAUGUAUUUUUGCUGGAAACUCUAAUGUCUACAUCAGGUUGCAACUAUCUUACCUAUAUUUUCAUAAGAUUCUAUAUUAAUGAGAAGAUUUUUUUCAGACAAUGCGGUUUUUUUCUGGUACUACGAAACAUGCAUCAAUAAAGAGAACAUAGCUCUUGUGUGAUAUCUUUUAAAAUGAAAAUGACCAUUUGAAAGCCUUGGAUAUGAAACAUACAAAGAGUUUGUUAAAUGGAGCUAGAAUUGCCUUAUUUAAAUACUUUUUAUCUUUAAAUGACUUGUAGAUGAAGGAAAUAUAAUUGAAGGCUAUAUAGUAGUGUUUAACCACUAUGCAUAACAGUGCUUUGGUAAAAUAUUUUAAACAUUGGAGUUAUCAGCUAUACUAUUUUUAUUGAUAUUUCUGUAUGUAUAUAUAUAUAUAUUUUUUUUUUUUUUGAGAGAGAGAGAGAGAGAGAGAGAGGGACAGAGCAAGCACACAUUGCGGGUGGGGAGGAAGAGUAGAGGGAAAAGGAAAGAAAGAAUCUCAAGCAGUCUCCACACCCAGUGUGGAGCCUCACACGGGGCUUGAUCUCAUGACCCCGAGAUCACAACCUGAGCUGAAAUCAAGAGUCCAACUGUUGACUGAGCCACCAGGAACCUCUUAUGUAUGUAUUUAUAUGUAAAUUAUCUUUUCCUUUUUCCUUGUAUACAAAUACUAAGAAAAUAUUGUAACAUUUGAUAAUUUUGAAAUGAUUCACAUUUCAGAAAUAAAAAUAUAAAUGUGUAUAUUUUAAA